Molecule: messenger RNA, 1029 nt
Organism: Podospora anserina S mat+
Lineage: Eukaryota; Fungi; Ascomycota; Sordariomycetes; Sordariales; Podosporaceae
Exons: 1
Coding region: 1-1029 (342 amino acids)
Source: RefSeq, a predicted model, not a curated record
AUGGACACUGGACCCGAUGUGUCCGAUCCUCUCUUUCUAGACCAGGCGUUUGAAAGACUUCUGUCUCAAGCUUCAAAGAUCCACGCAGAGAGCAGGCAACAGUCAAAGGCCAAGACUUGGCAGAAAUCGCUUGAUUCUGCACUCGAACGAGAAAUGGGACAUUCGCACAUGAUACAGUUGGUAGAACAGUUAACCCAACAGGUCAACGAAAAGCUCGAGAUUGCUUUACACGACUCACCCACCCAAAACGACUCCGAAACAUUCACCAAAGUCUUUCUCAAAUCUCUGGAAGGGAGGCUACGUUGUCAUAUCGAAAGCUCGAUCCAGCGGGCGUUACGAUCAGUCCCUGGCAUCCUCACUACUCCACUUCCGUGGCCGACGCACAAAGCAGCAAUAAACCAGUCCGAGCUAGAUGAAUCCUUUCCAACCGGAUUUGCUCAUUAUGUUGGUGCAAGACCACGUUACCAGAUAGGUAACCUCACCCAGGAUGCUUUGGGAGAAUCACUGCGCUACAGUAUUGGUGGAGUGGAAUCCCUCUCUCCCGACGGGCUGGCAAAGAUGAACACACUGAGGAAGCGAUUCGAAAACGGAUUUGGCUAUGACCUCGGUCAUGAUUCCUCGGACUGGAAGUCGAUGGAGGAAAAUCAAUCCAACCGCAAAGACAGCACAUUCCGGAGGUUGUUGGUGAGGCUAGUAGGCAAAGUCUUGCCUGUUAGAGUGACAUACACCGAAGCUGAACGACGCCGAAGGUGGGUCGACUUUGUUUCCAAAAGACCACCCAAAGAAGUCUCGUUCUUGGUCGAUUCUCUCGUGCGUUUCAUCUUGGCGCUUUGUGGAGGGGCGCUUGUUAUCGUUCCGAUUGUCAUCAUGGUUCUCUUUCCCGGGAUCUUGCGUUGUCUCAUUGUCACGGGGGUUUCGGUUCUCACUGGUGGGAUUUUCGCAGCAAACUUCCAAUGUCACGGCGCUGGGGGUCACAGCUACCUAUUCAGCUGUUCUUGUGGUGUUUCUGGGGUUGAGCAUGGAAUCUGA